CGCUCACCGCGAUUCAUCCUCUACUCUAGAGCAGUAGAGCGCUCAGCAGACGAGAUGCAUCGUUCUAUCCUUAUUAUCCCAGCGCUCCUGCUCCUGGCCGGUGCUGUCUCGGCCUGGCUUCCCCAGGAGCGCAACUUGGCUGCUUUCAACCAGACGGCUCGCUUCGAACAGCUUGGCAAGCGCUUCGAGCCGUCUCUGGCCAAGGCCAAGGGCAUCAACAAAAUCAGGGGCGUUAAUUUGGGCGGCUGGCUCAUCUGUGAGCCGUGGAUGAUGCGUGAUGAGUGGGACAACGUCAUGGGUUGCAAGGGGGCUGCCUCGGAGUUCGACUGCAUGCUGAAAAAUUACGGUGGAAGCAAACGAGACGCAGGCAACGACAAGUUCGAGACUCACUGGAAGACUUGGAUCAAUCCCGCCAGCAUCCAAUCAGCCCACGAUGUUGGCCUGAACACGAUCCGUAUUCCCAUCGGGUACUGGUCUAACGUAGACAUUGCCGACAAGGCCAGCGAGCCUUUUGCCGACGGCAACAGGAUGCUCCCCUACCUGGACGCCGUCGUCCAAAAGGCCGCUGACCUUGGCAUGUAUGUCAUCAUCGAUCUUCAUGGGGCUCCACGCGGUCAGCAAGAGGACGUCUUUACCGGCCAGAACAACAAGCCGGCUGGUUUCUUCAACGACUACGACUUUGACCGCGCCCAGAAGUGGAUGUCGUGGAUGACCAAGCGCAUCCACACAAACCUUGCCUACGCCACCAAGCUCACUCUAUCCAAUUAUUCUAGAUAG
Molecule: messenger RNA, 777 nt
Organism: Lolium rigidum
Lineage: Eukaryota; Viridiplantae; Streptophyta; Magnoliopsida; Poales; Poaceae
Product: probable glucan endo-1,6-beta-glucosidase B
Exons: 2
Coding region: 55-777 (240 amino acids)
Biological process (GO): glucan catabolic process
Cellular component (GO): extracellular region; cell surface
Molecular function (GO): beta-glucosidase activity
Source: RefSeq, a predicted model, not a curated record